AUGCUGUGUUCAUCCAUACUGAAACUGAACAUUUCCUUUCUUUUACUUCCUGUAGACCUUCCAGGUAUUGUGAGUGGCACAAAUGUUGCUUUCUUAGAUCCACAUGAAAUUUACUUUGGCCGAGGUGAGUCUGGUCAACAGUUUAAUAUUAAACAUGGUUUACUACAACCUCAAUUAUUUGACCAGUUUGCUCCAUUUAAUGGUAUAUUUGGCUGUGAUCUCUCAAGCACAAGAUCUUAUGACAAUACAUUGUUUCGUUUUCCAUUACGAAUCACGCCUGAAUCAGACCUUUCAAAAACAGUAUACAACGAAUCAAUGAUCAACAACUUAUUUGAAUCAUUGCGUCAAGAAGCCUCUAUCAUACUUCUAUUUCUUAAAAGCGUGCAAAGCAUUAGUAUUUUCAAACGUACAAACGAAGGUCGUCUCGACUGUACUUUUAAAGUGGAGGUAUCAAACGACACACGAAACCAAGUAAUAAUGGAACGAGGGAAAUUGAUGUCUGCAGCUGUAGAGACAGCUUCUGUCGUUGAAUCCAAAUUCAUCAUCGGCAUCAAUAUAACAUCAAACAAACAAAUGGAUAGCAAGAAGUGGUUGGUGGUCAAUCAAAUUGGCUCGAACAAUAGACGAAUCACCCAAUUGCGUACGCAGCUUUGUUUACUCCCCUGGAUCGGACUAGCCGUGCCUAUCAACGAUGGAUGUACAUCAAUCACCGAUGGUAGAAUAUUCUGUUUCUUGCCCUUGCCACCGGAUGUUGACUGCCUAACUGGUCUACCUGUUCAUAUCCAUGGCUACUUUGGUUUGACUGACAACAGGCGUGGUCUUACAUGGCCUGGCAUGGAAUGCCAAAACAACGAAACGGCUGAAUGGAACACGUUACUGUUAUCAGAAAUUGCUAGCACCGUCUAUUGCAAGAUAAUAAACGUUUUAGUUACGGAUCAACCCAACACUGGUCUCAGUGAGGUCAACAGAAGCCAUCUUGUAUAUUCAACUAUGCCAGUCUUGCAAAAUGUCCAAGGUCAUUGGAAACGUAUCUUGAAACCCAUGUUGCAGCAAAUGUCCUACCAACCCGUGUUCUAUGCUCUAAGGAUCACUGGCAAUUCUUGGAUUACUUUAAGCAAUGGUAUUCUUGACCUUCUUCAUCAGUCUGGGACAAGUUCUGAAACUCGCGAAGUGAUUCUGAAAGUUCUUUACCAACGGUAUGCUGUGAUCACAGAUUUGCCUCCUCAUGUUCUGGAAAUAAUUCGACAUAACUACUUUUCCGCCCCGAACGUUAUCUCGCCAGCUAUCGUUAGAAGUGUUUUGAAGGACUCUCAAAUUAGUGUUACCAUAAGAUCACGUGAACAGAAGCUAAAUCUACUCACUUAUGUUCUGAGCGAUGGCAAUACGACAGACCUUGCAGGCAUUCCUCUCUUGCCUUUAGCUAACACGAAUUUUAUCACGUUUUGCAACCACAAGCAUUUAUCAAAUCCAAAAGCGUCAGUGUUUGUGUCAAGUGGAAACUGCACGGCAAAGUUGCUCCCCAAUAUGUCUGGUCGGUUUCUUGACGAAAGCCUUCAAGAAGAUGUCAAAAGGAAACUUUAUGGUAUGGCAGCAACCAAGAACAAUACAAUACAUUCAACUCAAUUGGUUCGAUUGACGAGUCAGAUUGUCAUUGAGAACAUUCGCGCUAGUUUGCCACCCAAAUGGUUAAAUGGUAACAGUGAUAAAGUAUUGUGGCAGCCUGGAACGUCUGACCAUCCACCUCAAAGUUGGCUGGAAGCAACAUGGACUUGGAUUAACGCAUCAUUCCCCACCUCAUUAGCGCAUUUUGAAGGCAUCCCCCUUUUACCAAUCGGUAACCAACUCGGUAUUUUGUCGAGAAAUUCCAAGUUCAUUUUUGGUUUUGUAGGCGCGUAUACUAAUCUUCCUGCGCAAGUGCGUGAUCUACUUUCAGCCUGUGAUUGCACUUUCCUCACAGGUCUGCCAAGCUACAUUUGUUCCCACAAAGAUAUUAACACCUACGUUGCCCCGCCAACUCCGUCUGGUGUGUUAUGCGUGCUAAGUCGAAUUUCCAUGACAGUUGUAAACCAACAAGCAGCAAAGAUCUUUACGUCAGCAAACCGUUCAGUAUUCCAUGAAUUCUUCUCAGGUUUACCCAACCCAAUCUCUAGUUCUCAGAGAGAUUUAUUGCUGCAACUUCCGUUAUUUGAGACGCUUCAUGGUACCGUCACUGCUGCUCACCAACUCAAAGCUGUGUCUUCAAAUCUUAUCCUUCCACCAAAUUUCAUGUUAUCAAGAAAUCGUGUAAUUAUUUUGUCCACUGAUACCUACGUUCAGAAACUCUUGGUUCUGCUUAACAUCCAAUUUCUCUCUUUUGCUGAUAUGUUAAUGCAAUACGUUUUUCCCGAUAUUUCAGCCAAUCGAUACAAUAAUCAACAGAUUACCAUACUUAUGCAGUGGAUCCUCGAGCGAAUUGCAAUAUUACAAUCUCAAAGUCAAAGAUUUGUUAACGAGAUGAAAAAUCUUCCUUUUGUUUCCACGCAGAGCGGUGCAAGAAAAGUACCAACUGAACUGUACGAUCCAAAUGAUGCCAUACUUCAUGAUGUUUUGAACGGUGAGAAAGAUGUAUUUCCAACUGGAAUUUACGCUACUCCUGACUUAAUUACAAAGCUUAAAUAUCUUGGUCUUAAGACGAAAGAAACACUUACGGCUAGUGACCUCCUCAAAUUUGCUAAAAUCAUUGCAUCUUCUGCUCAAUCGUCUCCACUAAUCACCAAGAAAGUCAAUGCGUUGCUUACAAUACUAAACGAUAAUCCAGCAUACUUGAACCACUACUCUAGUAAUUCCACUUUGAAAGAAGACCUAAUUAGGCUAAGGUGGAUUCCUUGUGCAACGAAACCACCUCCAAAUUAUCCAAAUUUCGUACAAUGGUAUAACACGCCAUCAUUGUUACUACCGUCUGAAGUCCGUAGUUUAUCGAAAGCUCAACUCAUCGGUUCUUCAAUGCCCACUUUUUCUAUCUAUAUAAACAGCGAGCUUCAACAGGUAUUUGGCUUCAUGCGUGAUCCGCCAUUACCUCACGUCAUCAAGCAACUACAAACUGCUAUAACAAGUUGGAAAGCUCAGAAAAACGGAUAUCUCCCUGGCAUUGAAGUGGCUAAAUUUCAGGAAAUGCUUGUUCAAAUAUAUUGCUAUCUUUCCAAAUUCCAGCCUCGCGAUAUAUCUAGUGCUGUUGCAAGGGCAUCUCUCACAGACUGGAUAUGGCAUGGAAAUGGAUUUUGUCCUCCCAGAAACGUGGCUCUGACAACAGAUUUCGCAAUUGAUCUCCGUCCUCAACUAUUUCUUCUUGCAAAAGAAUUUCGUUCAAACCAAACAUUGAUCAAGUUCUUUUUACAACAUGGUGUCUGCAGAACGUUUUCAGAUGAGGACAUUCUGGGAGUUUUAGACAGCAUUCGGAAGAAACACGCCAACACCACGCAACAUACUUCAACCGAAGUUACUCAAGAUUUGACAAUUUGUCGUGCUAUUUUACAGUGGGUAGUUAAAGAUGGAAGGAUUUUGCCAGAACAUCUGCAAGAAAAGGUGUUUGUUCCUGUACAGAGUCAGAGUAAUGUUCUGGUUUUAGCAGCUUGCAAGAAAUGUACCUAUUGUGAUAGAGAAUGGUUGCGGAAAGGUGGAUCUGAAUUCGAUAUCCCUGGUGAUUACCAAGUUAUACAUGAUUCCGUCUCCACUGAAGUGGCAAGGCUCCUUGGUGUUCCGGCGUUAAGCACUUGCCUUCUGUCUGCAGAAACUCUGGGUUUUGCCUUUGAACAGACUGGACCGUACGAAUCAAUAACCAAUCGAAUAAAGACCGUCCUGCGAGAAUACACAGAGGGAGGUAUUUUCAAAGAAUUAAUCCAGAAUGCUGACGACGCCCGUGCUAGUGUAGUUCGUUUUCUUGUAGAUUGGAGAAAUGGUCCAACAGAAAAGCUUCUGUCCCCAGAUAUGGCAGCAAGUCAGGGACCGGCACUUUGGGCAUACAACAACGAAGAGUUUUCGGAGCACGACUUUCAAAAUAUUAACAAAUUAGCUGGUGCUACUAAAGUGGAUGAAGUCGGAAAGAUCGGUCGCUUUGGACUUGGUUUUAACGCAGUUUAUCAUUUAACUGAUGUUCCAAGUUUUGUCAGCCGUAAAUAUUUCGUGCUCUUUGACCCUAAUGUCAAUCACAUUGAGAACCACAUCCAGGACAAAUCACGCCCUGGUAUUCGUAUCAAUCUUGCUUCUAAUCUACGUCCUCUUUCGGUCUUUGAAGAUCAGUUUCAACCGUACCACGGUGUAUUUGGUUGUAACACACAGAAUACAGGUGCAACGAAUUUUAACUUUGAUGGAACCUUAUUUCGAUUUCCAUUCCGUACAUCUGGUGAAGCUAAGAAGAGUGAUAUUUGUCAGAGUGUUCACAACAAAGAGAAAGUGAAACAAAUUAUCAGUAGUUUUAAAGAAUGCUCAUCGCUUCUAUUACUUUUUACCCAACAUGUUACGCAAGUAGAAUUAUACGAGAUUGAGAAUGGUUCUGAUCCAAGCGAUAUGAGGUUGCUGUUAUCUAUUUCGAAACAGUCACCAAAGAUUAAAAGAUCCAGUGACCCUUCCUCUUCUAAGCAUCCGUUUAUUGAAGAGUGUUCCAGCUGGUGGCGACGCAAGUUGGCAGCCUCCAUCACCCAGUUGGUGACUCCUUCCCGAUGCGAGCUUUUUGAGAUCAUUACGAAAGAGACGCAAUCCAACCUUAUGUGCAAUCAGUUCAAGUCAGAAACUCGUGAAACCUGGCUCAUUGCAUCUUGUGGAGGAACAGGUACCUCAGUUUCAUUAGCAUCUGGCGAAGGUCGUUCUCGUGGUCUUUUGCCAUGUGGAGGAGCUGCAGCGCGUCUCAAUUCUGUAUCAAGUAAUGGAUCCACAUCGAAGUCAUGUGUGAAGGUUAACGCAGUCAAUGGAGAAGCAUUCUGCUUUCUGCCGUUGUCCAUCUCGACAGGAUUGCCGAUUCAUGUUAACGGUUACUUUGCAGUCACAUCAAAUCGCCGAGGAAUCUGGGAACGAACAACCUCACACCAACAACAGGAAAUUGAAGUUCGAUGGAAUGAGUCUUUACUUAAAGAUGCUUUGUGUAGUGCUUACCUGCAGCUGUUAAACGACCUGAAAACCCUUCAAACACAAGAUUAUGCUUUCUGUGCGUUAUGGCCUGUCUAUGGCAAACUUCAGUCCGCCACUUGGGGAAGUUUGGUCGAAAGUGUGUAUAAGAGCAUAGUGUCAAAUGCCUUGCCUCUUUUCUACAGUGAUGGUAAAUGGCUAUCAAUAAACGAAGGUUACAUAUUAGAUGAUGAGCUGCGAAAUAUCCCAGAAGUUCGUGUUGCUUUAAAAAAAUUGAACAACAACGUAUUUGAUAUUCCACCUCAGAUUUUGUCUUCAAUGAUUAAAGCCGGACAAAAGAAAGCUGUACUUCGGAACACAUUAGACUUGAAAACUUUUCUUAUGAACUUGUUUUUGCCAAAUAUUCACACUAUUUCCAGUAAUGUUCGAGAUCGAAUCAUUUGCUACAUUUUGGAUUGCAUACUGAGUGGACGAAUUGAGUUUGCAACACUGAUGAAUGACUACCCAUGUGUAACGUGCUCACAAGAUGGUAACCACCUAACUAAGCCAUCUAGACUUAUCAAUCCAAAAGGACCUGCGGCAUGUCUUUUUUCAUCUGAAGAUUAUCGCUUUCCUGUUGGUGACUGUUUUCUGAAAAAUAACCGUAUUUACGCUUUGGAACAGCUAGGAAUGGUUAACGAGCGAAUUUCCUGGUCUGAAAUAUGUGAUCGAGCGAGGUCUGUGAAGAUUGUUGCGGCAACCAGUGGCUACAAAGCUUUGGAAAGAACGAGAAAUCUGAUCAAAUAUCUUAAGGAAAACAUCGGAAAACUCUCAGAACCAGAUCCCGGCAGCAUAUCGGAUCUCCGAAGUAUAGAGUUUUUACCUUUUAUUCCAACACGUCCUGAUGGUUAUGAACUACAGUGGGAAGGAUCAAAAUUCAAAAAAACCCAAUUAUUUGCACCCAACGACGUUUUCCUUUCAAGUGAAAAAAAUCUAGUUGGUUCAAGCUGUGUAAUCGUAGACGAUUCGGAAGAAACUGGAUGUGGUAAACUUGGGCAUCAAGUUAAAGAUUUGUUGGGAUUUUCUAACCGUCAUCCCACAGUACAGCAAGUUAUUCGACAACUUGAUGCAGCGAUUAGCGUUGACAAUGUCAGUUCUGGGAAACGAAAAUCGCUAGAAGCGGUUUGUAAGAGAGUUUAUAAGUUCUUUGAUAAUUUGGUUACGAAAGCGUACCACCGCGGACACGAAAGUCAGAGAAUGAGUGUGCACAAUCAGAAUCAAGGCAUGUCAGAAGGAGAACAGCUGUUAAAAGAAUUAAGCCAAAGACCUUGGGUAUUUAUCCACGGCAAUUUCAUACCAACAAGAAAAGUUGCUUACUACUGGAGUGGCGGCAAUGGUGCACCCUAUCUUUACAGCUUGCCGUUUGAAUACCGUGAUAACUACAGCAGACUUUUUAACAUGGCAGGUGUCAAGCAAACAUUUUCACACGUGGAUUUUAUCGACGCACUAAAAUCUCUUAAGGAGACGAAGACAGGUCGCCCAUUGAAUAAUGAUGAAAUCAAACUCACUGUGUGUUUUGCAACGGCUUUGAAGGAUGCUGAAAUUGAAGCGUCCCAAGUUGGUCAUAUUCCCUUACCAGAUUGCAACAACGUGUUGUGUAUGAGUGGAGAGCUUACCAUAAAUCUCACGUUUUGGCUCAAAGAUCGUGGUGAUGCCCGUUACGUGCAUCGGGACAUUCCUCCUCAACUGGCACUAGAAUUGGGAGCAAAGUCGCUACAAAAUCGCCGACUAAAUAAAUACUCAAGGACAAUAGGAAUUCCAUUUGGUCAACACGAAAAGCUCACUGACAGGUUAAAGAACAUUCUCAAGUCAUACCCCUGUGAUUCAGGGAUCUUGAAAGAACUUGUUCAAAACGCUGAUGAUGCUGGAGCAACCGAAAUUCACUUUAUUUACGACACAAGAACGCUUCCGCACGAAAAGGUUAUUCAGAAUCACGCUGAAGAAGUUCAAGGACCUGCCCUUUGCGUUUACAAUAACAAGCCAUUCACGCCAGAGGAUCUUGAAGGAAUACAGAAACUCGGUAUUGGUAGCAAAACUGAUGAUCCGGAGAAGACAGGUCAGUAUGGAAUUGGAUUCAACGCAGUAUACCAUUUAACAGAUUGCCCGAGUUUUCUGUCCAACGAAGAUACUUUAUGUUUCCUCGACCCUCACUGCCGAUAUGCCCCAGAAGCGAUACCUGAUUCCCCUGGUGAACAGUUUCAACCAAUUAACGAAGAAUUUAAAGAGGAUUUCAAAGAUGUUUUCCUUGGCUACCUUGGAGAGUAUUUCAACCUGAAAGGAGCUACAAUGUUUCGUCUUCCUUUACGAACGAUGGAAAGAUCUCGCGAGUCCCUCAUAUCUGGUAUAUUCGUAGCAAACUACAAAAUGAAUGAGCUUCUUAGCAAGUUCAAAGACGAAUCAAAGAAGAUGUUGCUUUUUCUUAAUCACGUGAGGAAAAUUUCAUUAUCUGAAGUUGAUAAGGAUGGUCAACUGAAAGAAGAGUACAGUGUAGUUGCUGAUUUAAGUAAAGAAAGUGAUGAAAAAUGCCGUGAGCUAUCCCGUAUUGUGAAAGGAAGCAAACAUCUUCCCACUCGUGAUGUUGCAUGGCAUAAUGUUACUUACCCAUUGACCAUUUCGAAUUCCGAUAAAGCUGUGGAAACGUGGCUCGUUCAUCAGUGUUGUGGAACAUCAUCCCAAGCGUCAAAAGACUCCAUACCUGAUGGGCAUCAGUUCGGUCUCUUUCCACGCGGUGGAAUUGCUGCCCUAGUUUCCCCACAACGUUCAA
Messenger RNA from Paramuricea clavata, 7900 nucleotides. Lineage: Eukaryota; Metazoa; Cnidaria; Anthozoa; Malacalcyonacea; Plexauridae. The record is from the annotation of a GenBank genome assembly.